Molecule: messenger RNA, 840 nt
Organism: Rhizophagus irregularis DAOM 181602=DAOM 197198
Lineage: Eukaryota; Fungi; Glomeromycota; Glomeromycetes; Glomerales; Glomeraceae
Biological process (GO): cell differentiation; regulation of transcription by RNA polymerase II; anatomical structure morphogenesis
Molecular function (GO): DNA-binding transcription factor activity, RNA polymerase II-specific; RNA polymerase II cis-regulatory region sequence-specific DNA binding
Source: RefSeq, a predicted model, not a curated record
CCAAAAAAAAAAAAUAUAAUAAUAAUUUCGAUUCUCAAUCUCAUUUUUUUCCUUUAAAUAAAAACCAUAAAACCAUAAUGUCUCAAUUACCUCAUUUUGAAAAUCUUUCCGUUCCACAUCAAAUUAACGAAUAUAGAAGAGAAAAGAUGAAUCUAAAUUAUUAUUUAAUUGUCGAAAAAGUUGUUUCAACUUUAAUUGAUGAGCCGACCUUAAUCAGAAUCGAGAAGUAUAUAACUCUCUCUCUCUACGAUCUUUUAAUUCCGACAGAGAAUAUUAGUGGUAAAGUUCCAAGACCGCAAAAUAGUUAUAUAAUAUAUCGGCGAAAUUACCAAGCAAGACUUGCCUUGUCUGAUGAACCAAAUGCAACUUUAAACAAAAUUUCAAAAAUUACUUCGAGCAAUUGGAAAAAUGAAUCAUUAGACACAAAAAAAAUUUUUGACAUUCUCGCUGAAUGCGCAAAAAAAGUUCAUAAAUGUAUUUUCCCUAAUUACGUAUAUAAUCCCAAAAGACAUGCCACAAUUAAAAGUCCGAUGACAUCAAAAAAUAAAAUUUUUUGGCAAGAUCCUUUGGGAACACAAUUUUUAUCUAAACAAUCAUUUCGUACAACACGUGAUUAUCGUACUCCUUUAUCAUCCCCGUCACCGCAAUAUCCAUUAACAAAUCAAGUACAAGAUUCUUCGUCGUCUUCUUUGUCGUUAUCAAAACCCCUUUUAACUUUCGAAAUUAGUCAAGAUCUCUUGAAAUCUUUUGAUAAAGAUAUUUGUAAAAAAUUCGAUAUAAAUUUGUAAAUUUUUUUUUUAAUUUUUAUUAUGAUAAUUUUAUGUAUAUAUUAAAUUAGAG